AUGGUUGAUUCAUGUUCCGACUGCAAAUUGAAGAAAGGCAAAUACUUAUAUUCCCAUCUUUUCGAUGCACACGCAUACACCAAGGAGAUGAUUGAACAGCUGAAGCAAUCUUCGAGGGAAUCUGAUAAGUGUACAAUCCUCCAUUUCGAAGUACAUUCUUUUGAGGAGUGGCGUAAGGAAACGGAAGAGAAGAAUGUCAUUCGAUGGGCCACCACCUCUGUCGAAAAACGGGGAAAUGGACCGACUACUUACUACAGAUGUAGUCGAGCAUUGCCUACACCGCAGUAUUCUGCUUCGAAAUCAAAAAAAUGCACCAAAUACUGCACUGCAUUCAUGCAGGUGACAGAACGCGAUGGAGUUUUCCGCGUUGUUUAUUGCGGCGACCACACUGGUCAUGAAAAGGAACCAGGCCUUUUGAACUUAGACAGCAAUUCAGAGGAGCUCAUCGUCUCACUUCUGCGUGAAGGAUUUAUUAGAAGCGCUUGUCGUGACAGCGACGAACAGCGGAGACUUUACUACACUACUCCGCGAGACGUUAGGAGUAUCGCUAUAAGGAACAAAAUACAGCCUGGGAGGAGGCACGAAAAGGAUAUUUUAUCAUUGGAAAUGCGAGUUAGGGAAAGUGCAGAAGAAGAUGGCAUUCAGCUAUAUAACCCGGCCACCGAUGAGAGCGGAGAUGUCGUUAUAACACCGGUUCAAAAGCAAUGGCUUCUAAAGUACUCCGCCAGAGCAAUAUGUAUAGACGACACGUUUAAUCUCACGUGUUAUUCCCUUCGACUUGCAACCAUUGUGGUAGUUGAUGAGUGGGAUAAAGGCUUACCAGCUGCAUACCUUCUAUCGAAUAGGAUGACCGAGGCGGAGUCCGAGUUGCUAUUUAAAGAAGUGAAGAAGGUGAUGCCGGCAUUUGACCCCACGUUUUUCAUGAGCGAUGACACCAACUCCUUCUAUAACGGUUUUCGGCGCGUGUUUCCCAACUCAAAAGCUAAAAAGCUCCUGUGUGUGUAUCAUAUCCUGAGAACAGUAGAAAGGAAUUGCAAAGCAAAGCUAAUGGACAAGAACCUUGUUAACCACACUAUGGAGACAGUGCGCGAGCUCUGUAGGACGUCCGAUCAAGAUAUUUUUACCUCGAAGUAUUCCGAUUUGCUCACUUUCCUCAGGGAACAGGGAGAACAAAACAUGGUGGAAUAUUUCGGAAGGACAUGGAGCGGACGUGUACAGCAGUGGGGGGCUUUUGCUCGCCAAUACUCCUGCGUAAACACCUCGAUGCUCAUCGAACGCUUUCACCGUACGCUAAAACACGAAAUAUUCGGGUCCAAGGCGAAUGUGAGAGUGGAUGUCUUGUUGGACGCCUUAAUAGCACUUUGUCCACAAAUUGAUGAGGACCGCAAAAUAAAG
This is a messenger RNA of Ostertagia ostertagi, 1395 nucleotides long. The record is from the annotation of a GenBank genome assembly. Lineage: Eukaryota; Metazoa; Nematoda; Chromadorea; Rhabditida; Trichostrongylidae.